Camelina sativa (false flax) is the source of this 1378-nucleotide messenger RNA. The record is from RefSeq and is a predicted model, not a curated record. Lineage: Eukaryota; Viridiplantae; Streptophyta; Magnoliopsida; Brassicales; Brassicaceae.
CUACUUUAUUUCUUGCAUUAUAAUUACAUCCGUUUGAUUCCCUUUGUUUCCAUACAAAAACAGAGAAGAAGAAAAAAAAUGACAUUAGCAUCAAAAUUACUUACUCUUCUUUCUCUUUUUCUUCUGAUCUCGCUUGUCCGAUCACAAGUUCCUCCGUUGGAGCAAUUCCGAUUCCUUAACAACGGCGACUUCGGGGAAUCCACGGUGGAGUACGGCGCAAGUUACAGAGAUUUAGGUGUAAUCCGUAACCAAUUUCGUCUAUGUUUCUUCAACACCACGCCAAACGAAUUCACACUCGGUAUCGGGAUGGGAACAGGAAGAUCUGAUUCCAUCAUUCGUUGGGUAUGGCAGGCUAACCCGCAAAAUCCAGUCCAAGAAGAGGCUUCUCUUUCGUUCGGACCGGAGGGAAACCUCGUCCUGGCCCAACCGAAUGGAAAAGUAGUCUGGCAGACUAAGACGGAAAAUAAAGGUGUUAUAGGCUUAACGAUGAAUGAAAAUGGCAAUCUUGUGUUGUUUAAUGAUAGAGGAUGGCCAGUAUGGAAGAGCUUUGAUUUCCCUAAGGAUACGCUCUUGGUCGGUCAGUCUCUUACUCUCGAUGGCCCGAACAAACUCGUAAGUCGCAACAACAGGUUUAAUCUUAUCUUAGAGCCCGACCGACUCGUUCUAAGUCAUUCAAUCUCUAAGCGCAACAACAAAUCCGUUUUGUAUUAUGCUAUAGAAGGUCGGUUUAUUCCAAGCGCCACGUUUUACGCCGCUAAAGACCAAGGGACCGCGACUCAAUUGGGCCUAGCCACACCGGGGCUUAGGCCUGAGUUUCCUUAUAAACAUUUUCUCGCGAGGCCUAGAUUCAACGCGUCACAAAGUUUCCUCAGGCUUGACGCUGAUGGAAAUCUUAGGAUCUACACUUUUGAUUUCAAGGUCAGUUUUCUUGCAUGGGAAGUAACGUUCGAGCUUUUCAACCACGACAACAACGAGUGUUGGUUACCGUCGAAGUGUGGAGAGUUUGGGAUUUGUGAGAAUAAUCAGUGUGUGGCUUGCCCGUUGGAGGUGGGCUUACAGGGCUGGACUAAGGAUUGUAAGCCUAAGAAGGUGAAGAGUUGUGAUCCGAAGACGUUUCAUUAUUAUAGACUAGGAGGUGUUCACCAUUUCAUGACUAAGUACAGCGCUGGUCUUGCGGUUGGAGAGAGUAAAUUUCGUGGUUCGUGUAGUCGAGACUGCAAAUGCGUGGGAUAUUUUUACGAUAAGAGUAGCUCCAAGUGUUGGAUUGGUUAUGAGCUUGGGACUUUAGUCAAAGUGUCUGAUUCUAGAAAAGUGGCUUAUAUCAAAACCCCUAACGUUUGAUCAGUAACGAGCGUUAAAUCUAUGUCAACUAUCAAGU